Phaedon cochleariae (mustard beetle) is the source of this 1488-nucleotide messenger RNA. Lineage: Eukaryota; Metazoa; Arthropoda; Insecta; Coleoptera; Chrysomelidae. The record is from the annotation of a GenBank genome assembly.
CGAGUGAUCGGCCGAUCGCCGAUUGGUCGACAGUCGCGAGCCCCCGCUUGCCAUUGGUCGGUUCGCAGAUGCGGCGCGCCACACACCCCGAAACGACAGGACAACAUCAAUGAAAGGUACAAAUACUGUGGGAAAGCGGAAUAGGUAUUUUGGUCCUGUUCGCCAACGGGAUACCGUUUUUGUCCAUUCGAGGGUGUCCAGAUUUUGUGUUCGUUUCUAGGAAGGAUGUCGACGAUGAUGAUGAUGAUUCCUAGCCAAGGUUUGCCUUCACCACCCACAACUCCACCCCUUAAAAAUUUGCCUGAAGAUGAAUCGGCUCAGUCCUCAGCGAUCCUCCAACUACGUCAAUUCCUUGGCCAAAAGAGGCCCCUACCACCCAACAUCCCAGGGCUUCUAACCCCUCAACCCUCAGAUUCUGAGAGCGAAGAUGCAGAAUGCCCCACAAAAAGAUUGUGUCUCCCUCCACCAGUACGCCAACUGUCAAUCAGCCACCCACCAACAGACGCUGUUGUAAAGGAGCCCCAAUCCAGGAACUUUUCUGUGAUCAUGAAAGCCCACCAAGAUGGCAGCUGUACAAGACUACCCAUACCAAACGAGAAACCACCAGUACAGCCAAACAUACUCAGAACCCUGAAGUUCAAAAUGGGAAAUAGAAAUAAGGAACAAAUAAUUAACUGCCAGAAGAUAGUGUCUAGAUCAGAGGAAAAACCUGUAGAAGCUACCAAACCAAUUUCACCACCUGCUUAUUUACCCACUUUGGCACCAAAAUUUGCUGCUCCUAGUCAGCCUACCAUCUUCAUAUCUGCAGAUGGUACUGUUUUACCUACCCAAAUAUUUUUCAUAGCACCUCAGCCCACUGUGACCCAACUGCCUGCAAGGAAAAGAGUCUAUGAGUGCACUUAUGAAGGGUGUGGCAAGAACUACUUCAAAUCCAGCCACCUCAAAGCACAUAAUCGCACCCAUACAGGAGAGAAACCUUUUGUGUGCCACUGGGAGGAUUGUGGAAGAUGUUUUUCAAGAUCUGAUGAGCUAUCCAGGCACAAGAGGACCCACACAGGGGAGAAGAAAUUCAAGUGCAGUACUUGUCAGAGGCGGUUCAUGAGGUCUGAUCAUUUGGCAAAGCAUGUCAAGAGGCAUGCUAAGGAUAAACUGAGCAUGCCUAAGGCAAAUGUUCUACCAGUACUUAGGUCUAUUCAGCCAGCAGUUAUGCCUCUUUGCAUACAAAGGGUUUGAAGUGUUCUAUGAAUAAGAAAGGUCGUUUCUCUCACUUUGUCCCUUUUAUACUUUUUUACUGAGGAAUAGUUUUCUAAUGUUACACCUGUUGUAUAUAGUACAUUCCAAUUAGAGACUAAUAGAGGUUAUAUUGACUUUAUUAUUUGAUAUUAUCUGUGAUUCAACAUAUUUAUUGUAUUGUUAAGAUUAAUCAACUGAGCAAAUUUUAUAAAUAUGUAGUAUAUUGUAUUAUGUUAAUAUACUUUUGCAACUCUA